AUGAGGAUCGCUAGUCUCUUAUUCAUUGCUUUCUUUUGUCAAGUAUGCCAUGGGAAGAAGAAUUAUCGUGUAAAGAAAAGGCUUGAGGAAGAGCAAAGGAAGAAAGCAGAAGAGGCUGAGGCAAAGCGAGCGUUAGAGAAGAAUAAGCUACAAACUCUUAAUUCACAGGGGUAUGAACCCGUUACAACAUCUAAAGAACCAGGGACUGUAGAGAGAUCUAGUGGUAAAAAGCCUGUUAAACCUAAUACACAAGCUAAAGAAGAACCAGCUCCACCUAAAGAGGAACAGCCACCAGCUAAUCCUAAGGCUACUGGACCAGUAAAGAAGGAUCAGGGAGUUCAUAGACCUGUUUUUCAGCAAGCUACAUCGCAGGCAAAUGCACAACCAGCUGCUAAAUCUGUCAAACAAGCACCAAAACCGGCUCAACUACCCGCUAGUACAGUCCAACAGGUUAAUAAACGGUCUAUUGAACAACCGAAGGAACAAAAUGUUAAGCCUACUCUUCUAACUGAUCUCAAAUCCGGGGUUGAUUCUUCACGAUUCGAUGUACAAGAAGUAAAGGAAGGAGAUUUUUCUGUCCUUACUCUAAAGGAAAAGAUUGAUGCCAAUAUUCCUAUGCUUUUCUUUAACGGUCAACUGGUCUGGCGGAGUGAAUAUCCCAAUGACUCAUGUUCAUCAGCCGCCUUUUACUUUGGACAAGACAAUGAACCUGUUGCAGCCACAUUUAGAUUCAAGACCAAGGAUCACAAGACGGUGGAAGGUUACCGCAAAUUCUGUAAUAACAAGUGGCUGCAAGUCAACAAGAAGACCUUUUAUGAACUACUUGCAAGUUCAACAUCCUGA
Theileria equi strain WA is the source of this 843-nucleotide messenger RNA. Its product is annotated as signal peptide containing protein. The record is from RefSeq and is a predicted model, not a curated record. Lineage: Eukaryota; Apicomplexa; Aconoidasida; Piroplasmida; Theileriidae. The transcript has a single exon. The coding region runs from base 1 to 843 and encodes 280 amino acids.